This is a messenger RNA of Polistes canadensis, 6041 nucleotides long. RefSeq lists its product as uncharacterized. Gene Ontology annotation, molecular function: protein binding; delayed rectifier potassium channel activity. Gene Ontology annotation, cellular component: voltage-gated potassium channel complex; membrane. NCBI's taxonomy places the organism in Eukaryota, Metazoa, Arthropoda, Insecta, Hymenoptera, Vespidae. The transcript has 9 exons. The coding region runs from base 232 to 4281 and encodes 1349 amino acids. The record is from RefSeq and is a predicted model, not a curated record. Gene Ontology annotation, biological process: potassium ion transmembrane transport; protein homooligomerization.
CGGCGGCGGAGGCGGAGGAGGAGGAGGAGGGAUUGGGGUAGAAGUAGGAGUAGACAAAUUGUUUCGGUUAUUUUUUUGGUUAUCGUCCUCGUUGUCGUUGUCGUUGUCGUUGUUGUUGUCGUCGUCGUCGUCGUCGUCGUCGUCGUCGUCGUCGUCGUCGUCAUUGUCGUCAUCGUCGUCGUCGUCAAAAUCGAAAUCAAAUCUACCUGUCAGGGUUGACGUAUUCAGCCGAUGUUAAGCGACAAGAGGUUCGAAAGUGACGCACUGGCGACGGAGGGUGAGCGCCGCAGCAAUGGGGUUCCGUCAGGGCCGGUAGUGGUGUUGUCGUCGUCGUCGUCGUCGUCGUCGUAUGCGAUACCAAGCUAUGGAAUUGGAAGCGUUGCUAGUGCCGGUAACGAUCAAGGAUUCACCUUCGAGGGGGUUGGUACGAGGGCGACAAUGACAACGAUGACAACGACGACGACGGCGACGAGUUUACGCCGCGCAGCUACCGCGGCGGUAGGUGGCGGAGGUUUUUGCACAGGAAAUCAGGCCCCAUCGGCGGUCGGAGCCGUGGUGGUCAUGGGUACUGGUACUACUGGUUGCAACACCGGCGAACGCCCCGGCUCAACUUAUCCAAAGGAAGUUCGAUACGCGCCAACGAACGUUGGUUCGGUAUUAACGGCGGGCAUAUCACCGGGCGUUCUAUCGUCCUCGGCACUUUCACCGGGCGUUCUAUCGUCCUCGGCACUUUCACCGGCUAUUCCGUCGGCUAUUCCGUCGGCUAUUCCAUCGGGAAUCCCGUUGGGGGUCGGCGGGCUGAAACCAACGAUUUCGGUUCCGCCACCGGCCACGCCGCCGGCGGCUACCGUUGGUGGGGCCUUAGUUCAAACGGGACAAGUCUCGAUACUGCAACAUCAGCAACAACAGCAGCAGCAGCAACAACUACAAUUGCAACAGGGUCAGGUGGUGCAACAAAGUUCGGGAGGACCGCCAGCACCACCGCCACUGCCGCCCCUGCCGCUGCAGAUGCAGCAGCAGCGUGCCUUUUCGAGGUCGAUGACGUCUCUACCGCCGGAACCGUUCAUGAUAAUGCGUUCUAAGGCUCUCAAUCGGCGGGUCUCGAUCAACGUCGGUGGGGUCAAGCACGAAGUUCUAUGGCGUACCCUCGAGAGGUUACCGCACACUCGGCUCGGACGUCUCCGCGAUUGCAAUACCCACGAGGCGAUCACCGAACUCUGCGACGACUAUUCCCUCAUCGAUAACGAAUACUUCUUCGAUCGGCAUCCCAAAUCAUUUAGUUCGAUUCUCAAUUUUUAUCGUACCGGCAAAUUACAUCUCGUAGACGAGAUGUGCGUUUUAGCGUUUAGCGACGAUCUCGAGUAUUGGGGUGUAGACGAGCUAUACUUGGAAAGUUGUUGCCAGCAUAAAUAUCAUCAACGAAAGGAGCACGUUCACGAGGAGAUGCGCAAAGAGGCCGAGUCUCUCAGGCAGAGGGAGGAAGAGGAGUUUGGUGAGGGACAAUGCGCGCAGUAUCAAAAGUGGCUCUGGGAUCUUCUCGAGAAGCCAACCACUUCCAUCGCUGCUAGGGUGAUAGCCGUGAUUUCGAUACUCUUUAUUGUGCUUUCGACGAUCGCACUAACUCUCAACACAAUUCCUAGUAUGCAAGUGAAUGAUGAGAAGGGGAACUUUCAAGACAAUCCGCAACUAGCCAUGGUGGAAGCCGUGUGUAUAACAUGGUUCACCCUCGAAUACGUGCUUAGGUUCAGUGCUUCGCCGGACAAGUGGAAAUUCUUCAAAGGCGGUCUCAAUGUGAUCGAUUUAUUGGCUAUACUGCCAUACUACGUGUCCCUGUUCCUGGUCGAGACUAACAAGAAUGCGACCGACCAAUUCCAAGAUGUACGCAGGGUAGUGCAGAUCUUUCGUAUAAUGAGGAUCUUAAGAAUUUUGAAGUUGGCUCGCCAUUCGACCGGGCUACAGAGUCUUGGUUUUACCUUACGUAACUCGUAUAAGGAGCUGGGCCUGCUGAUGCUCUUCCUGGCAAUGGGUGUCCUCAUAUUCUCUAGUCUCGCAUACUUCGCUGAGAAGGAGGAGCCCGGGACCAAAUUCAUAAGCAUUCCAGAAACCUUUUGGUGGGCAGGCAUCACGAUGACCACCGUCGGAUACGGCGACAUCUACCCCACGACCCCGCUCGGCAAGGUGAUCGGCAGUGUGUGUUGUAUAUGUGGUGUCCUGGUAAUCGCGUUACCCAUUCCCAUUAUCGUCAACAACUUCGCUGAGUUCUACAAGAAUCAGAUGAGACGGGAGAAGGCCCUUAAGAGGCGGGAGGCUCUUGAAAGGGCUAAGAGAGAGGGCAGCAUCGUUUCUUUCCAUCACAUCAAUCUGAGGGAUGCUUUCGCCAAGAGCAUGGACCUUAUCGACGUCAUCGUUGAUACUGGUCACAACAUGUCCGGGGUAGAUGGUAACAGCACGGAAGGUGAAUCCGCUUGCGGUCGGGCCCCUGCACAAACCGGUCCCGGUUGCUAUCGUAAUUAUGAGCAUUACAGUCUCUCCCGGCAUCGUCGUAGCACGUCGUCCUGUUUCCCGAAUCUGCCGAAUGACCUACCGACGACCCCGGAUAGUCCGAAUCGUCGUUUAUUGGACUUCGCACAGAGCGUACCCGGGACACAGAACGACGAUUAUUUCCACGACGAGGUACCGGCGCAGAACGCGAAUCAAGGCAAUACGACACCCAGCGAUGAAGAGAAAAAAGAGAGCAGAAAAUUCGAGAAAAUUGAUGAAAUACCUAGCGAAUUCGAGUGUUGCUUUUGUACUACGAAGGAAUACAAAGAGUUCAGAGACGCCGAGAACAUAAUGCCAUUGGCGACGAGCGACUUUCGUAAUCCCGUUUGUCAGGAGCUACGAUCUCUCAGGUCUGCAAGCGGUAUUGAUCGUAUAGGAUCAAUUUUUGCGAUUGAAACGAAGACUUCACCGUUGCAAGCACCCGACGUGUCCUCUUCUACGUUCGGCAAAGUUUAUAACGAGCAAGGGAGUGUCGACAGUUCUGACACUUACGCUAGUUGUCAAACUCAUCCCUCGCAUUCUCAGGGCGACCUAACGGAAGAGGCGGACAGCAACCUUUACAUUAAUCCUUUAGAAGCAGCCGACAAGUGUGCUGCUGGUGGUGGUAGUGCUGGUGGUAGUGCUGUUGGUAUUGGUAGUAAUAACGUUACUACGACAGGAGUUGGGAGUGGUAGUGUUGGUAGUGUCACUAGUGUUGGGAUUGGUGUUGGAAGAGUGAAGAAAUCGGUUUCCGGAGAAGUUGGCCGUAAUGUCAAUGAUGUAUCACCCAGCGUCGAAUCUCUCAAAGAUAUUCGUCCUUUCAACGAGCCCAGUAAGGUCGCCCUGAACGACUCCAUACCUAAACAUAGAAAAAUUCGUAUUCAGCAGAGCGGCAGACCCCGUGCCCAAUUUAUCUGCGACCAGGAUAAUACAUCGACUCGAAUCACCGUGAAAGAGAUGGAAAACAAUAACAAUCAUUAUGGAGGACUACGCGGUGGACGACCAUUCGCGUUCGGACCGACAAACAGCCUUGCAUCCGCAACUCGCAUAAUCAAUCAACAUUUCUUCGGAUCGAUUAGCGGUCCUAGGCAUUACAAUACAGGCACAAACACUGAAAGCAAACUCUCAUUGUCAGCGGACUCGAUAGACAGCGAAGGUCUACCGUUCAUAGAAAAACACCGUGUAGCUAAAUCGAUCUUGAAGAAAUCAGAAAGUAGUAAUAAUUAUUACAACAACGUGGGCGACUCCGAUACGGAAAAAUUAAUAACCGAUAAUACAUCAAUGGGGAGCAUGUGUGAUAACGAGACCCAUCCGAAACAACAACAACCACAACAACAACAACCGGUUUCACCACUUUUAUCGAGACAAGUUCUCGAAUCCAUUUUCCGAACUAACAACAACGCUGAGAGAGAUUUCUCGGCUGAUCAAACUGAUGGGAAGAACUGUGUUGCUAAAAUACCAAGAUUGCUCUUUGACGAUGUCCUAGAAGAAGAGAAACAUGCGCGUGACGAGACCGUGGCGGAAAAUAAAAAUAAAGAAUCGGAAGAACACAAGCAACGUACGAAAGUACAUACCGAGGAAGCUUCGAAGGAUAGUCAAACGAUGUUGAUAUGUUCGUUAAGACCUUACAAAGUUGUAAGGAAAUCGGAUGAAAAGAGGAAACCCGUAUCGAUUAAAUCGUCAACUACAAGCAGUAGUCAUACUUACAAAAGCUCGGACACGAAUUGUCUUCCUCAGGAAUAUCGUUUCUCAUCGUCGUAGCGACAUUGGUAUAUUCAUUCAUUUUCCUACUCUUUUUCACGCGGAUUCUACCUACUCAAAUAUAUUUAUUAUUAUUUCCAUUAAAAUUUAAUCCUCUAUAAUGCCAUUUUUAUCGAAAAAACAAAAAUCAUUCGUAUUAUAAAUUUUCUUUUUUACCAUACUAAUUAUAUAUAUGUUAUACUAUACUAUUGAAUAUACUAUACUAAUAUAAAAAUAAUCGUAAGUAUAAUUAUAUUAUACUCGAAGUAUACCAUAAAUGUAAUUAAUCUAACAUUGAUUCUUUGGACUCGUGUAUCGCGUUGGAAAUUGCAAUUAAGGUAAAUUAUUUUAAUUCAUUUAAAAUAAAUAUAAGUUGUGUGUGUGUGACACGCGACACGCGAUUCUAUUGUAUACAAUAUACUGAAAAGUAUAAUUAUACCGUUAGUAGUAAUGAUUUAUUAUUUGCUUUUCUCUCAGCAUUGCAAUAUAUUAAAAAUCAACAAGAAAAAGAAAUAAAUUUAUAGAUAAUAUAAUAAUUAUAUUAAUAAAUUUACACUUGUGCUUUCAAUUCUUUUUUCUUUUUUUUUGUUUUUCAAUUUUUAUUCGUAUUUUCGGUUAAAUUUCUUUCCUAUCUUUUUAAAUUUUUCUUCUACCACACACAUACACACACACACAAUCGCAUAGAUUUUGUUUACUGUUUUUAACUAAAUUAAUUCUCAUUGAACUGUAAAUAUAUUUAUACUGCAACGUAAUGUAUUAUACUUUUUGGUAUAGUAUAUAGUAAAGUAUAAUGUAAUUGUACUUAGUAUUUUAUCAGUAUAGUAUUAGAUAAUACACUGUAUUUAGUGUAAUAAGAUAUAUUUAAUAUUAGGAAAAAAGAAUAGUAUAAUAUUAUAAUUUUUAUUUUCAAAUUCGACAAAAAAAACUAAAUUAGAAAUCAUAAAUCAUAGAGGAUUAAAUUUUCAAAUCAUUUCAACAAUAUUCUUUUCUUCUUCUUCUAUUUAUUUUUCAAUAUACGAAUAUACGAUGAUAAUUAAUUUACAAUUAAAAAAGAACAAAGAGUCGAGAGGAAUACGAAAAAAAUAAAAUCCCCCAUUUUUCCACGUUUGACGAGAUAUUUAUUCAGGAAAAAAAAAAAAGAAUCAAGAAAAACAUUUAUACUUUACGGAUCGCGACGUGAACUUUUCAUUGCAAUUAAAACCUAAAAUCGUGAAAAGAAAAAAAGAAAGAAAAAAAUAGAUUGAAUUCAAACAAACAUAUAUCUGCUGAUCGUCGCUGAUAUUCUUCGUUAAAAUAAUAUAUAAAUAUAAAUAUAAAUAUAAAUAUAAAUAUAUAUAUAUAUUUAUAAUUAUAUAAAAAAUAAAACAAAAACGAUAGGUGGGCGAAGGGGUAGGGAAGGAAUGUUAACUUUAACGAAAGCAAUCGCAAAUUAAGUAGUGAUAUAGAAUAGUAAUUUAUUUAUUUCUUCGUUAUCAAAGACCUACGUCUUGUAGAAAGGCCUAGAUACGCAUAUAUUCUAGUUCGCAACAGGUAAUCUUUUAAAAAGAAAAAAAAAGGCUGGAAUUGAAGGACACUUAAAUAACAUUCGAAGGAGAUUCUACGCUAUCUAUACGAACCAAAAAAAAUAAAUUUACUUUUUACUGCGUAAUUCUAAAUUAAAAUCAACAAUCAUAGAGGAAUGGGAGAUAUUCAUCGAUAUGAAGAAACAAAUCAAUACGCGUCAGGUGUACAUAUACGUGAACUGUUCUUUACAAAAAAAAAAAAAAAAGGAACAAAAAUUA